Strongylus vulgaris is the source of this 345-nucleotide messenger RNA. Lineage: Eukaryota; Metazoa; Nematoda; Chromadorea; Rhabditida; Strongylidae. The record is from the annotation of a GenBank genome assembly.
AUGAAAGUUCGGAUAGAUGAUCAUCCAUAUGCACGCAUUCAAGACUACUUUGAUCAAGUGGCUGACAAAAUUAAAGCCGUAAAGGAUCGCGGCGGUAAAACUUUGGUCCAUUGUAUGGCCGGUGUAUCACGUUCGGCAUCUCUGGUAAUGAUCUACCUCGUGAAAUAUGAACGAAUGACAUUGCGACAAGCAUAUCAUUACGUGAAAUCUGCGCGACCUGUGAUUCGCCCUAAUGUAGGCUUCUGGAAGCAGAUGGUCGACUAUGAGAAACGGUUCCGAGCUUCAUUUGUGGUAAUCCUUGAAAAAUUUGAUUUUCUCAGUUUGAAGAACAGUCUCAAUGCCUAA